GAUGGGAAGGAGUGGGGAAGGGACGAAAGGGGAGGAAAGGAAGGAGGAGAAGCGGGAGUGGAUGUAAAAGAGAGAGAGAGGUUCGGAUACGCGGAUACAGAUUCAUCGUGUCGGUGGCCGCUGCGGCAAAUCUGCAGACUUUCGUGGCGAACGUUGAAAAUAAGCGGUGACUGCACCCUUCGUACGGAUUAUUCGGCAACUUUCGACUCUCGUGAGAGUUCACCUUCGUCGUGACUACGAAAGUAGCUUCGAGUACGGCCAACCCCCGUGUUGAAUCCUUUGCCGGAGGACGACGACACUGGCUCUUUCUCUCUCGUUCUCGACUGCCACUCCAUCUCCCACUCUCUGUCUAUCUCUCGAUCUCUCUCUCUCUCUCUUUCUCUUCUCUCUUUCUCUCAUCGUUAGAGAAGAAGGGAGAUACUGGCUGGCGCGCAUAUACGAAGAAGAAGAGACGCGUACCGAGAGAGAGAGAGAGAGAGAGAGAGAGAGAAGAGAGAGAGAAAGAUAGAUAGAUAGAUAGACAGUGACACACUCGAUCCCUUUCUCCCUCUCCUCGUCAUCUCUCUCUCUCUCUGUCUCUUUGCCACUAUCUGUUUCUCUAUCUCUCUCUAUUUCUCCUCUCUCUCUCUCUCUCUCUCUCUCUCUCUCUCUCUCUCUCUCAGUCGCUCUUUCUCUCUGGCUCACCGUUCGGUGUUCUACAGAGAGACAGGUAGAGAGACGAUGAGGAUUCUCGAUGGAGGAAGCGACGGAUCCCUCUUGGUCCGUUCUCAAAGCAUGGAGCCCGCGUACGCCUCUCGCCAUUCCCGCGGAGUCGCGUCGUCGUCGUUGUCGCCUGCCACGAAACUCCAGCCGCGAGAAGAUUGAUUGAUCGGACGGGAAACUAAGAAGGAAGACGGACCUGAAAUCCGCCGAUGCUAGUUCACGGGUUUUCUUCUUUUUUUUCUACUGUUACGAGCUUUCCCACUUUUCUGGGAGUACGUCGUCGACCGCACGAUUAUUCUCGGACGGUGAGAAUUCUGACGGUGAUCUGUCUCCCUUUUGGUGUGAUAGAGUGUGAGAAAGUGCAUCUUUCGAGACAAAAAGCGAGAUGAGUUUGAAAGUUAACUGGUGAUUCUCAGACGCGAGAAAACCACGUCAAGCGUGAAGCGAUUAACGCGGCGACGUGCUCGAACAGGAAGGCUAGAAGGUGGACAGGAUGGGUAGAAACAUGAGAAGCUCGAGAGAGAGGGGAAACGCCGUGGUUCUUUUGGAAAUCGGAUUGCUUCCGUAUUAGCUUAAGCCGUAAGGAUAUAUCCGUGGAGUCGAAAGUAGGCCGAGUUCCGGUCUACGCGUGCAUUGAGUCUACUUAAUCAGGAUGAAAUCCAAGACUCCGGCAACAAUAGUCUCGCGAUGCCCGAAGGACCGGUGGGCAAAAUGAAAGCUCCUGAGAAACAAUGGAAGCGUCCACGCAAGCAUGACGGCCUCUUUCAGAUUCGUGGAGACCAUGUUUAGCCGUGCCCAAGGGAAACACUCUUCUUACAAAGCUCGUCCUUGCCGAGCUGAUCGAAGAAUAUCGACGGUCGGCUGACCGUGUCCUUCGAUCGACGUUAACGUACAACAAGUAAGGCGAUCGCAGACACCGCGGAGAAAGGAACUGCCGGAGGAUUAUGUUAGUGAAAAGGCAACACCCUCUACGAGGGCGCAUAUUACUCGCCCUCUUCUUACUCGUCGUAAGUUUCGCCUUGCCCUCGAAAGCGGCAGCUUUUCCGGAUUGGACGGACUGUCCUGCUGUCUGCAGAUGCAAGUGGACGUCCGGAAAAAAGUCUGCUCUCUGUCCGGACGCCGGUUUGACGUCGCUUCCAGCCUCCUUGGAUCCAGACAUGCAAGUUUUGGAACUGUCGGGCAACAAAAUACCAGCCCUCCAAUCGGAGAUCUUCAAACGUGCCGGUCUGUUGAAUCUCCAAAGGGUCUUUCUAAGAAACGCUGGGAUUCACGAGAUUCACGCGGACUCGUUCAGAGACAUGAGGAUAUUAGUAGAAAUCGAUCUUUCGGACAAUCACGUGAGAAGCUUAGAUCCGGACACUUUUCUCGGUAACGAGAGGCUCAGGAUUCUUAUACUCAGCGGUAAUCCUUUGGGCGUCCUCAAGAGCCAUCAAUUUCCGGUCCUCCAACACCUCAGAAAUUUGGAGUUGCAGAGGUGUUCCUUGACCGAUAUACACGGGCAAGCCUUCGUGAGACUCGCAGGCUUGGAGUCUUUGAAACUCGAUGGCAACGAACUCGAGUACUUGGAAGCUUCGGUCAUAUCGAGUUUACCUCGUCUCAAGACUCUCACCUUGGACGGUAACCGUUGGAGUUGCGACUGCAGAUUACGAGGAUUUCGUACUUGGCUUAUACCUGAGACGCCGAGCAAAUUGUAUUCCGUGCCGCAGUUGUGUUCAACGCCACAGAGGUUGGAAGGUCGAAGAUGGGAAGAAGUAAAGCCCGUCGAGUUCGCUUGCGAGCCCGAGGUAUUUGUAUUGGCCAAUACGAUACAGGAGGAAAGCAAUGGUAACUUGAGUCUCGCGUGUUUGGCUACCGGAGACCCGGAGCCCGAAGUUUGGUGGCAACUCAACGGUGGUCCUGUGAACGCAACGAGAAUCUCCGAUCAGCCGUACGUAGGGACUUACGUAUCUCACGUAUCCUCGGACACGAAUCUCGCCUACAACGAGAAAUCCGAGAGAACCACCGACAGGUGGAGCAAUUUAACGGUUUACAACGCUAGCGACGGUGACGCAGGGGAGUACGCGUGUUUCGCGAAGAACAUAGCGGGUCUCGCUAGGGACACGGUAAGCGUCGCCAUACCACGUAUCUACACCGCACCGACUUUGUCCCAGAGCGACAAUUGGUUGCUUUGGGUCAGUCUGGCGGGUGGUGGUGCGGCCGCCCUUGGUGCUUCCAUUUCGGCCAUUCUUUUGGCUUUCUGCUUGUGCGGUGGCUCCCGUCGUAACGGGAAACGCGAGAAGAUCAAACUCCAAGGUAGUACGAGCUUCGGGGAUCAGGAAAAGAAACUUUUGGAUCUGUCGGUGACGACUACGACGGCUGGUAGCGCGAACGAUCGCGCCAGCGGUCACGGUAGUUUGGCCGAGGCAUGUAGUACGGGUGACCUUGAACUGGCCGAGCGUGUUUCUAUCUGUGAUCACAUGGGAGCUGCAACGGUGACCGUCGAAAGACUCAGACCGGAGAUAAGCAAUUCGACUGCCGUGUGUCGUGCCAUUCCAUGUGCCCCCGGUUUUCCCCCACCGCCGCCAGAAUUUACAACGGGCGUCCUACCAGCCGGCAUCUUCGGCAACAUCUUCAUCUCCGUAUCUUUGCCGCAGGACUCGACGGAACGUUGUUACCCCGAUCUACUCGACAUACCCGUCCAUGGUGUUGUCAGCGGCGUCACCGAGAAGAGCACGGUCGCUGCGUUGCCAUCGACCCCCUGUGUAUCCAGUUUCGCGACUCUUCCUCGACGAGCCCUUCGCAACACGGACCUUGGUUCGCCUUACGACAAUAUGGGCCCGAGGGUCACUGCCAAUGGAAGUUCCGCGUUCUCCCUGACCGACGUGGAUUUGAGAUUAUCGCCACCUCCACCGCCACGGAUCAUUCAACCGCCGCACGAGUUUGUCUCUCUUUAAAAAGACUUCGUGACAAAGAAGAAACAAAAAGAAGUCAAACCAGAAAAUCUAUCGUAGAUCCGCAUAGAUCUCCCGUAUACGUUUCGAUCGAAAAAAGACGAGAUCGUUCGCGUUAAUAGUUUCGAUGCAUCUCUCGGCUGCGUGGAUUCUUUUCCCCCUCUCCCUUUCUUUUUUCUUUCUCUUUUUUUUUUCUUCUUCUUUUUUUUCCCCUCUCUUUCCUUUAACACUCAGCCGAUAUAAAAGAGACUCGAAGGCUGAUCUAGCGUUAGACGAGAACGAACAGAGAACUUUUCGACCUGAUUCGUCGCCCAUGAGAAACAGAAAAAGAAUAAAAAGAAAGGGAGAGAGAGAAAGAACACCGUGUUGUGACGUGUUUUCGAGACUGAAAAGGACAGAGACUGUAAAAGAGCUGGGGAUACCAGCAAAGAAGCAGUUUUAGCUAGGUGUCGGUUUGACACCUGUCUCUGAAUUUUGAAUAUCUGUCUGUCCGCUUGUCUGCCCGCCUUGCCUGCUUGCGUGAGUGCCCGAGAAUAUCUCGUAAUCCAAAUGACAAAGGGAUAAUGAAAGAAGAAAAGAUAAAGGGAAGAAAAGGAAAGAGAAAAAAAAGAAUUACAUAAAAAAACAGAGGAGAGCAAAAAAAUAAAAAAGCACAGAGAGAGAGAGAGAGAGUGAGAGAGAGAAAGUUUCCUUUUUAGACGUCGAUGUCUCCGAAAAUGACGAUGAGACAUUUGUACAUAGUUCGCGGAUCCUCCUUCAACGAAGUUCAUCGAUCGAAUCGAUAACCGUGACGAACGAAAGAAAAAGAAAAAGAAACAAGAAGUAAAUCUUUCCUUCUUUCACGGCCGAUUAUUUCUUUCUUGUACCUUUGCAUACCGUACAUCCACCCGCCCAUCUACUUUCCCAAUCCACCCCAACCCACCCCACCC
Messenger RNA from Vespula vulgaris, 4561 nucleotides. RefSeq names its product leucine-rich repeat-containing protein 24-like. Bases 1647 to 3635 code for a protein of 662 amino acids. Lineage: Eukaryota; Metazoa; Arthropoda; Insecta; Hymenoptera; Vespidae. The transcript has 4 exons. The record is from RefSeq and is a predicted model, not a curated record. Gene Ontology annotation, molecular function: protein binding.